UUCCAUUAAAUUAUUUUUAUUGAAAAUAUAUUCAUAAAAUCAGUAUUUUUUUGAAUUUGUUAUAUUUAUUGGUCUAACAACAAUAACUUGUUAACAUAAAGUGGACAAGAAGCUGUAAAGUAGUAUGUUUAGUACGUAACGUAAAGGAUUGACAUGGAUUCGUUUGAUAAAAAAUUACAAGGAUUCCAAUUGAUUGCACAGGAAAAGUUACAAGCGAUACUUUGCUCUAUACCAGGCAAAAAAGAUUUAAUCAUAUCACCCACUGUAAUCAAACCACUAGAGCAUGUUUGUAAUGCAUCUUGGCUGAAACUUAAAGGCAUACAAAAGAUUUAUAGAUUUGAUACUCAAAUCAUUAUUCCCUAUGCAUCGGAUCAUGUGCAAGUGUUUAUGUUAAGAGGCGAUUUGUGCACCUUUCAAGCAGCACUACGCCAUGUACAGGAACAUCAAAUGAAUAAUGCUUUUAAAAAUUUGGAUAAUACAAUAAAACCAUUUCAUAUCAUAUGCAUACCAAGUUGUUAUGCGUAUUAUCCAAUGCUUUUAGAGGAGAAAGGACUCUAUGGUUUAGUGCAAUUGCAUCGUUAUAAUUGGGACUUUAUAUAUAUAGACGAUGGUGUGCUUAGUUUAGAACAUCCAAAGGUUUUUUGUGAUUUAUUUCUGCAUAAUGAUACUUCGCCAUUACCUGCAAUAGCACAAAGUUUGCGUUUGUUGCAAAUUGUUUGUGGUCGUCCAGAUCUUAUUUUAACAUACGGCGAGCAUUCAAAUAACAUUUUAAAAAUGUUUGAUGCUUUGCCCCAUUGCUUCAAAGAAAAUGAAACUACUCAAGUGCCUUCUGCGGAAUUUUCUGCAUUGAUUAUAGUUGAUCGUGAUAAGGAUUAUGCUUCAAGCCUACUGACACCUGCCAUUUACUCUGGACUUUUAUUGGAAGUGUUCAAUAACAGAACUAGCGAAGUGGUUUUGGAACAAAAUACAAAUAAGAUAUUGCAACAAAAACUGGAAAUAUUAGAGCUGCCAGUUAAAAACUCUACAACAAAUGAAAAACCCAACGAAAAGCCAACAAUAAUACGUUUGAAAUCUGUAUAUGACGAAAUUUAUGGCGAAAAUCGUUACAAACAUUUUGCACAGGCUAUAAGUCUGGUACGCGCACAGGCCAAAGCCAUUGGCUUAGAAGUACAAAAACUAAACGACAUGAAGUUGGAUGAAAUGCACGAUUACGUCGCACGAAAGUUGCCUAAGGUAAAUGAACUAAAAAUCAAAGUUAUGCGCCAUUUAAAUGCGAGUGAGAAAAUCAUAGAAAUGCUGGCGAAGAGCUUUCGGAAGUUACAAACACUAGAAGAGAAUAUUUUAAAUAAUGUCUCACGCAAGCGACUAUUUGAGGAAAUUGAUUUUCAACUUACUUUCAAUGGCCAGCGAUACAACACACUACGCCUAUUUUGCUUGCUGCAUCUAUGCGCUGGCGUCAACACAGAUGAACUGCAGCAAUUUAUGCGUAACUAUUGCAACUACUUUGGUGCGAAAUAUUUGUAUGUCUUCGAUGCACUUGCAAAUGGUGGACUGUUACCUGCACUCGUGGACGAGGAGAAGGUCAAUAAGUCAACAAAAUUGCUCUCUAAUUUGCCUAUACCGAAAUUCCAGCAGACAGAAUUUCAAGCCAACGCUAAUCGCAUGAAAUUACUGACUUCUGUAGCUGGCGUCGAUGCAGCAAAUAAUCCAGUAAAUGCUGCAUCUUGUCCGAGUUACGUCUUCAAUAAUAAUUACAUACCUUUAGUAGCACAAUUGUGUUCAUUGCUUCUAAAAACCACAACUGCAGAUGAUUUUGCCAAUAAAUUGGGUAUGAUGGAUAAAAUAAAUCUAUUAGCCUUCGACACGAAAACAAAUUCCUACACAGCUCCGCUUAAUAUAAAAUCCUAUGGCAAUGCUGUCAAAUUGAAUGAGAUAAAGGAUUGGUUUCCUUUACGUAAACCUAAGAUAUUUAUCUACGUAGUUGGUGGUAUUACUUAUGCAGAGAUUGGUGCUUGUGAGUUGAUUGGAAAAUUGAGUGGUGCACACAUAGUUGCGGCCUCUGACUCCAUUAUUUCUGGUGCUGAUUUAAUAGCUCAGGCUUUUUAAGAUUUUUUAUUAUUUCUACGAUAUAUUAUUUAGUUUAGAUUUAUCUAAAAAGAGCUGAAUAUUGAC
Teleopsis dalmanni is the source of this 2172-nucleotide messenger RNA. It is a transcript of the gene Vps33B, whose product is annotated as vacuolar protein sorting-associated protein 33B. Gene Ontology annotation, cellular component: CORVET complex; lysosome. Gene Ontology annotation, biological process: vesicle-mediated transport; intracellular protein transport. Lineage: Eukaryota; Metazoa; Arthropoda; Insecta; Diptera; Diopsidae. The record is from RefSeq and is a predicted model, not a curated record. Bases 154 to 2106 code for a protein of 650 amino acids. The transcript is spliced from 3 exons.